GGCUGGUGCGGCUCGCGCUGCCUCUGGGCGUCCCCUCCUCUUCCCGCCCUCCGUCCCCUGCACGGCUCCCUGCGGACCUUGCUUCGUUUAGAGAAAGCAAAGUCUUCAAAUACCCGUGGAUUGGAAACAUUAACAGACUGCAGAGCGCAACAAAAGGAAAGAGCCCCGGCGUCGCGGAGCCGGGUUGGCGGCGGCCCGAGUCCCCUUUGCGAGACGCGCGCGGCACUCCCGGCCCCUGCGCGCCCCCACCGAGUCUCUCUGUCUCACUCCCUCUUGCCCUAGUCGUCGGAGGGAUGGAGGAGGCCGAGGCCGACUGCGCUGUGGCGUUCGCCGAGGCUCAGAGAUGGGUGGAGGCAGUCACGGAGAAGAAUUUUGAAACAAAGGAUUUUCGAGCCUCUCUAGAAAAUGGUGUUCUGUUGUGUGAUUUGAUUAAUAAGCUUAAACCUGGCAUCAUUAAGAAGAUCAAUAGACUGUCAACGCCAAUAGCAGGUUUGGAUAAUAUAAACGUUUUUUUGAAAGCUUGUGAACAGAUUGGAUUGAAAGAAGCCCAGCUUUUCCAUCCUGGGGAUCUACAGGAUUUAUCAAGUCGAGUCACUGUCAAGCAAGAAGAGACUGACAGAAGAGUGAAAAAUGUUUUGAUAACAUUGUACUGGCUGGGAAGAAAAGCACAAAGUAACCCCUACUAUAGUGGUCCCUAUCUGAACUUGAAAGCAUUUGAGAACUUUUUAGGACAAGCUCUGACUAAGGCACUCGAAGACUCUAACAGUCUGAAAAGAAGUGGCAGAGACAGUGGCUACGGUGAUAUCUGGUGUACCGAGCGUGGAGAAUUUCCCGCUUCUGCGGGCAACCAUAAGAGAGAAGAUUCCUUUGAGAGCUUGGAGUCCUUAGGGUCUAGAUCAUUCACAAGCUGCUCCUCAGAUAGCACCCUGAAAGGGGGCCGUGAAGGUUGCGAAAGUGACACAGAUUCUGAAUUCACGUUCAAAAUGCAGGACUAUAACAAAGAUGAUAUGUCAUACCGAAGGAUUUCGGCUAUCGAACCAAAGUCUGCUUUACCAUUCAAUCGUUUUUUACCCCACAAAAGUAGACAGCCAUCCUACAUGCCAGCGCCCUUGAGGAAGAAGAGGCCGGACAAAAAUGAGGAUAACAGAAGAAGUUGGGCAACCUCGGUCUAUACAGAAACAGAUGGAACAUUUUCAAGUAACCAGAGGAGGACUUGGGGCACAAACGUGGAGAACUGGUCAACCAUACAAGAAACUUCAAACUCCUCUUGUUAUUUGGAAGAGGAAGAAGAAAAGACGACAAGCAUACCCAACAUUGUUAAGGAUGACCUUUACGUGCGAAAGCUAAGUCCUAUCAUGCCAAGCCCAGCGAAUACUUUUGAUCGGUUUCUUCCCAAAUGUUCGACCCUAGAAGAUGUGAACUGGAAAAGAAUAAAAAGGGAAACUUAUAAACCAUGGUAUAAGGAAUUUCAGGGAUUCAGUCAGUUUUUAUUACUUCAGGCCCUUCAAACAUAUUCUGAUGACAUCUUAUCUUCUGAAACAAAUAUCAAAAUUGAUCCUACUUCUGGUCCAAGACUCAUAACACGCAGAAAGAACCUCUGUCACGCACCAGGAUAUAGAAGAGACAACCUCGACAUGUCGGCCCUGGAUCCUGACUUAGAGAAUGAUGACUUCUUUGUUAGGAAGACUGGGGCUUUCCAUGCGAAUCCAUGUGUUCUCCAGGCUUUUGAAGAUUUUAGAAGGUUCUCUGAGCAAGACGAUCCUGUAGAGAGAGAUAUAAUUCUGCAGUGCAGAGAAGGUGAAGCUGUACUUCCAGAUUUAGAAAAAGAUGAUAUGAUUGUUCGCCGAAUUCCAGUGCAGAAGAAAGAGGUGCCUCUAUCAGGAGCCCCCGACAGAUACCAGCCAGUGCCUUUCCCUGAGCCUUGGACCCUUCCUCCGGAAAUUCAAGCAAAAUUUCUCUGCGUACUUGAAAGGACAUGCCCACCCAAAGAAAAAAGUAAUAGUUGUAGAGUAUUAGUUCCUGCUUAUCGGCAAAAGAAAGAUGACAUGUUGACCCGUAAGAUCCAAUCUUGGAAACUGGGAACUCCUGUGCCUCCAAUCAGCUUCAUGCCUGGUCCUUGCAGUGAGGCGGACAUGCGGAAGUGGGAGGCCAUCCGGGAGGCCAGCAGAGUUAGGCACAAGAAACGGCUGAUGGUAGAGAGACUUUUUCAAAAGAUUUAUGGUGAGAAUGGGAGUAAGUCUAUGAGUGAUGUCAGCGCAGAGGAUGUUGAAAACUUGCGUCAGAUGCGUUACGAGGAGAUGCAGAGAAUAAAAUCACAAUUAAAAGAACAAGAUCAGAAAUGGCAGGACGACCUUGCAAAAUGGAAAGAUCGUCGAAAAAGCUUCACUUCGGAUCUGCAGAAGAAAAAAGAAGAGAGGGAAGAAAUUGAAAAGCAGGCACUGGAGAAGUCUGAAAGAAGCUCUAAGACGUUUAGGGAAAUGCUGCAGGACAGGGAGUCCCAAAAUCAAAUGUCUACCAGUGAUCAGCAGAGCAAAAUGACACCCAGGAGGAGAAUGUAUUCUUUUGAUGAUAUAUUGAAUGAGGAAAAGCUGUCACCUACAUUGACUAUGUCAAAAGCAAGUUCCCAGAGUGAGAGAGUGAAAGAGAAGGGAACAGCUUAUCCUACAGAAGUUUCUAAAGAAGGUUCUACAACUCUGGCAAAAAGAGAGGACGAUAUAAAAGCUGAAAUUCAGUUUCCUUCCCAAAGACCUGCAGAAGAACAACGCCUGGUCUCUUUGUCUUCUCUGCGUUCACUGAGUACACAAAUGGAGUCAACUCGGGUUUCAGCUUCUCUCCCCAGAAGUUACCAGAAAACUGAUACAGCUAGGUUAACAUCUGUGGUCACACCGAGACCUUUUGGCUCUCAGUCAAGGGGAAUCUCAUCACUCCCCAGAUCCUACACGAUGGAUGAUGUUUGGAAGUACAAUGGAGACAUAGUAGGCAUUAGGAGAACUCAGAACACCUCUGUUCAGAAACCAGAUACAAGCCAGCUUCCUUCCAGUUUCUUGAGUGAGAAAGAGGCAGCAGCGAGAGAAGAGGUGAUUAGACUGCUCUCCACUACACCCUCCUUCUCAUCCCUCUCUCAGGACCAGACUGAUACUUCUAAAGCUGAAUUGUCUUCAACAUCUGGCCUCGAUUUAAUGUCUGAGUCUGGAGAAAGGAGAAGCUCUUCACGAGUAGAAGUCUCUAGAUCACAGGAUCAGUUCAGCGAUAUGAGAAUCAGCAUAAACCAGACGCCUGGGAAUAGUCUUGACUUUGGGUUUACAGUAAAAUGGGAUCCUUCCGGGAUCUUCGUAGCAUCAGUUGAAGCAGGUAGCCCAGCAGAAUUUUCUCAGCUACAGGUAGAUGAUGAAAUUAUUGCUAUUAACAACACCAAGUUUUCAUAUAAGGACACAAAAGAGUGGGAGGAAGCCAUGGCUAGUGCUCAAGAAACCGGAAACCUAGUAAUGGAUGUCAGACGCUAUGGGAAAUCUGGUUCACCUGAAACAAAGUGGAUUGACACAACUUCUGGAAUUUACAACUCAGACAAGUCUUCAAAUCUAUCAGCAACGACUGAUUUCUCUGAAACCCUUCAGAAUUCUAGUACUGCAUCCAAAGAAAUCAAUGGAAUUUGUGACGAAAGCAGUACUUUUGAAUCAAAAGCAUCUGAACCUAUUUCUUUGAAAAAUUUAAAAAGGCGAUCACAAUUUUUUGAACAAGGAAGUGCCGAUUCUGGGGUCCCUGAUCUUCCAGUUCCAACUAUCAGUGCCCCGAGUCGCUGGGCGUGGGAUCAGGAGGAGGAGCGAAAGCGGCAGGAGAGGUGGCAGAAAGAGCAGGACCGUCUACUGCAGGAAAAAUAUCAACGUGAACAGGAAAAACUGAGAGAAGAGUGGCAAAGGGCUCGGCAAGAGGCUGAGAGGGAGAAUUCCAAGUACUUGAAUGAGGAACUGCUGGUCCUAAACUCAAACAGGAUUUCUCUAACCAUGCGGGAGCCUGCCGUUGCCACCUGGGAAGCCACCUGGGGCGAAGGGUCCAAGUCUUCUGACAGGGAGGGAACCCGAGCAGGGGAGGAGGAGAACAGACAGCAGCAAGAGGAAGGUGUUAAUGAGGACCAAAGGAGGAAGCUGCAGGAACAACUCAUUCUUGAGAACGAGAGGAAAUGGAAGGAGCAACAGUAUCAAGAAGAGCAGGAGCAGAAGUGGCGUCAGGCUGAGGUCGAGGAGCAGAAGCGGCGUCAGGCAGCAGUCGAGGAGCAGAAGCGACGUCAGGCCGAGGUCGAGGAGCAGAAGCGACGUCAGGCCGAGGUCGAGGAGCAGAAGCGGCGUCAGGCCGAGGUCGAGGAGCAGAAGCGGCGUCAGGCCGAGGUCGAGGAGCAGAAGCGGCGUCAGGCCGAGGUCGAGGAGCAGAAGCGGCGUCAGGCCGAGGUCGAGGAGCAGAAGCGGCGUCAGGCCGAGGUCGAGGAGCAGAAGUGGCGUCAGGCUGAGGAGCAGAAACAACAUGCAGAAGAACGGAAGCUCCAGGCAGAAAGAGAGCGGGAGACUUCAGUGAAAAUAUACCAGUAUAGAAGGCCUAUUGAUUCCUAUGAUAUACCAAAGCAAGGAGAAGAAUCUUCAGGUUUGCUUCCUAGUGACAGGAACAAAUCCAGAUCCACUACUGAACUGGAUGAUUACCCCACAAAUAAAAACGGAAGCAGUAAAUAUUUGGACCGGAUUGGGGGCACAAGCACUCUACAGAGGAGCUCCAAGAAGGAACAAGUCCCAUCAGGAGCGGAGUUGGAGAGACAGCAGAUCCUUCAAGAAAUGCGGAAGAGAACAUCCCUUCACAAUGACAACAGCUGGAUCCGACAGCGCAGCUCCAGUGUGAAUAAAGAGCCUGUCAGCCUGCCUGGAAUGAUGAGAAGAGGUGAAUCUCUAGAUAACCUGGAUUCACCAAGAUCCAGUUCUUGGAGACAGUCCCCUUGGCUCAAUCAGCCUACAGGAUUCCAUACAUCUUCCUCUGUUCAAGACUUCAGUCGCCCACCACCUCAGCUCGUGUCCACAUCAAACCGUGCCUACAUGCGAAACCCAGCCUCCAGUUUACCCCCUCCUUCAGCUGGUUCCGUGAAGACUAUGACCACAGGUGUAUCCACCACCCCUUCCCCCAUACCACUCAGCCAUUCCCCUUCAACUUCACAGUCGGGGUCCCAGCAACGCAGCAGCAGGUCAGUCAGUGGGAAGCGCGUGUGCUCCUACUGCAGUAACAUUCUGGGCAAAGGAGCCGCCAUGAUCAUCGAGUCCUUGGGUCUUUGUUACCAUUUACAUUGUUUUAAGUGUGUGGCCUGUGAACGUGACCUCGGCGGCUCUUCCUCAGGAGCCGAAGUCAGAAUCCGAAACAACCAACUGUACUGCAAUGACUGCUAUCUCAGAUUCAAAUCUGGACAGCCAACCGCCAUGUGAUGCAAACAUCCCUACGAAAGCACUGUUGCAGAUAGAAGAAGAGGUGGUUGCUGCUGCUGUAGACCUAUAAAUAUAUGUUGUAUGUCUCUUUGCUCUCAUUUUGAAAAACAAUAACCUCCCUUUUUUUUGCCUGUUUAGAUUCCAUAGAAGCAUUGUAUUCCUGAUAAAACCUGUAUUCUUGUUGUUGUUUAUUUAUAAGAAGGAAUUAUGUGCGGGGGAAAAGUGCAGUAUUUACGUUUUUGAAUUCAGCAUAUUAAAAGCACAAGAGAAAAAAAUAAGAAUUUCCAAAUAUUUUUGAGACUGACAAUGAUCUAGUUUGACUUUCUUGUGGUGUUUUGAAGAGGGUAUUUUAUUGUUUUUUUUUUUUUAAAGUUCUUAAGCAUUAUUGGAGAUAGUUAAUAUAAAUAUGUAAUUGCAUUUGCUUUGUUUAUUAUAAUGGACACUAAAUGCAGAACCAUAUGGAAAAUUUCAUUGAAAUCCACUCGCAGUUUUGCUCUCUGUAUCCUUUUUUUCCCUUCCUAUGUAAUAUGAUUUAAAAAAAAAAAUGCUAACGUAACAUUUUGUUUGCUUGAUGAGGGGAGCUAUAUUUUCUUUACCAGGAUUGUUGCUAAGCAAUUGUCAGUAGAAAGCAUCUUUUUUUCGUUAAGAAAAAAUAACCAUGGUUUGUAUACCAGAAGGUUUUCUCCAUAAACUAGUGAGCCUCUCUGUUCAGCUGCAUUUGUAAAUAAAAUUGUUGAUGCAUUUAAA
Loxodonta africana (African savanna elephant) is the source of this 6200-nucleotide messenger RNA. It is a transcript of the gene LMO7, whose product is annotated as LIM domain 7. Lineage: Eukaryota; Metazoa; Chordata; Mammalia; Proboscidea; Elephantidae. Gene Ontology annotation, biological process: regulation of signaling; regulation of cell adhesion. The transcript is spliced from 31 exons. Gene Ontology annotation, molecular function: protein binding. The record is from RefSeq and is a predicted model, not a curated record. Bases 294 to 5453 code for a protein of 1719 amino acids.